GAGCUGACUGUCACUGACGACACUGUACUGGAACCUCACAAUGAAGACCCGUCGCUUAUACAGAUGAAAAUAUUGGGUGAUCGUGUGGUGGAUGCAAUACUAAAAGGUGAAGACAUAGGAAUCGGACCUCGCAGGCGCUCUUGCACGCAGAGCAAGGAUCAAAACAAUUCUCUGUCUCUGUACACGAGUAACACGUUGCGUAACCAGACCCCGGCUAGCUGUAUAACGCCGUCGCGAGCGAAGACCGACACCAAGGCGAGGCAGACGCGGCAACGAAGCUCGCAGGAACACAACAGCGGCGCCACCGUAGCAGAGUCGCCUAAAG
Messenger RNA from Priapulus caudatus, 325 nucleotides. Its product is annotated as probable JmjC domain-containing histone demethylation protein 2C. The record is from RefSeq and is a predicted model, not a curated record. NCBI's taxonomy places the organism in Eukaryota, Metazoa, Priapulida, Priapulimorpha, Priapulimorphida, Priapulidae.